Molecule: messenger RNA, 1230 nt
Organism: Closterium sp. NIES-67
Lineage: Eukaryota; Viridiplantae; Streptophyta; Zygnematophyceae; Desmidiales; Closteriaceae
Source: the annotation of a GenBank genome assembly
AGUGAAGUACGGGAACGUAACGCGACAUCCGGGGUCCAUUGCUACUAGCUCACGCGUAACUCAAAACCUCUACUAAUUUAAAGAGUCACGCUUUCUGGCACCACGAGAACGACGCGCCAAGCGCGAACGGAGUCUUCCGCGGAUAUCCACGUUGAACCUAACUAGCUACGAGAGCGGCGCGCAAUCGGGACCCCUCGCUUUCACCUUCGCGGGCGACAAAUGGCUCUCGGCGCAAGAGACAGAAUCCGCGAGCUGAAACGGCAGUGCGAGCGCGCCUCCGCGGGGAGCCCAGCUACACCGCACCACGACGAGCGCUGGCAGACAAUCAAGGUCAAGUUUCUCUCCUCCCUCCGCCACCCCCACCUGCUCCCCCUGCUCGCGUACUGCAACCACCCCGCCCUGCGCGCUCUGGCCUUCCCCCUGCUCCCCAACGCCUCCCUCGACCUCUGGCUGCACGCGCACCACCACCACCCAGGGCAGGAGCGCCCGCCCCUUACAAUCACACACCGCAUCCGGAUCGCUGCUGACGUGGCGGACGCGCUGUGCUUCCUGCACGGGCAGACGCCCCCGGUGGCGCACCGUGACGUCAGCAGCAGCACUGUGCUGCUGAGUGGGGAGUUGAGGGGCCACCUGGGGGGGCUCAGCCUGCUGAAGCACGUGCCGGGGGCGAGGAUGCAGAGGCGGCUGUCCCACCGCAAGGGGUACAUAGACCCCGAGUACUUCCAGUCAUUCAAACUGGUGAAGGAGAGUGACAUCUACAGCUUCGGCGUGGUGCUGCUGGAGCUGCUGUCCGCGCUGCCGCCCGUGGUGGACGGCGAUGUUGACGCUGCCACCGGGCAGGUGCAGAAGAUACUGCUCGCCCAAUAUGCCACCCCAUAUCUGCAGUCAGGCGACUUGGACCAUCUGGUGGAUCCACUCCUCUCUUCCCCUCGGGACCGCCUCGCCGCCCUGGCAGUCAUCGCACAACUCUGCAUAUCCGCCUCCCGCUUCUCUCGUCCCACUGCUGCUGAGCUGGCGGAGUGGCUUGCUGACCUGGCGGCAACGCCCCUCGAGUCACCGCUACCAGAUGCCGUUGUCCGGCUGAUUCCAGCUGCGUUUGCUGACUUGUGUCAGAUCGAAGCAACUGCUUAGAGUUGGGACGGCUGAGCCUUAGAAGGGGUUGUUGCAAAUGUGGGGUGAUGCUGGGGAAUGCUUAGUUAUUUGAGGCCUAGGUAGCAGAGCUGUAUGUAU